AUGUCGCUAUACCUCGACCCCCAGAUUCGGGACUGGGUUCUAUUCCCAAUCACACUAGUCAUGAUCUUGGUCGGUAUCCUGAGGCACUACGUCGUCCUAUUGUUGCAGUCGACACCAAAAAAGCUAUCUCGAGCAGCCAUUCGUGAACAACGCGCCCUGGUGCAGUCGCAAGUCCUUCGGGCGACAUCUGCAAACUCUCCUCUUCCAUUUACAUACUACAAAGCUAUCUCACAAAACCUCACAAAUGCGUAUGCAGACGGAAGAUACCUGAAGGACGGUCCUCCGAAGAAAGGCGACGCACCUUCCGCCCCUCCCAACCCUCUCACGGAUCCUGCUGCUAUGGAUGGGAUGAUGGCUGGCAUGAAGACACAAAUGGUCAUGAUGGUUCCCCAGAUGGUCAUCAUGGGCUGGAUCAACUUCUUCUUCCAAGGCUUUGUAUUAAUCAAGCUUCCAUUCCCGCUCACUCUAGGAUUUAAGUCUAUGCUCCAACGCGGCAUCGAGACCCCAGACAUGGAUGUCAGAUGGGUUUCUUCGCUAUCGUGGUAUUUCCUCAAUUUCUUUGGCCUGAACGGCUUGUACCGCAUCAUUCUUGGGGGAGAUAACUCUGCCGAUGCCUCGCGCGACAUGGCCGCAUCGCCGUUCAGUGCAGUGGCGCAGCAGCCAGGGCAGCCACAAGACUUCAAUAAAUUAUUUCAAGCCGAGCGAGAUAAUCUAGAGUUCGCAGAAGGCCUACACAAAUGGGCCGGCAGUGAGGUAGAGAACCGAGUACUUCGCAAAUAUGGCAGAAUACCUCCCAAGCAGUCAUAA
Heterobasidion irregulare TC 32-1 is the source of this 807-nucleotide messenger RNA. RefSeq lists its product as uncharacterized. Gene Ontology annotation, cellular component: membrane; EMC complex. The transcript has 5 exons. The record is from RefSeq and is a predicted model, not a curated record. Lineage: Eukaryota; Fungi; Basidiomycota; Agaricomycetes; Russulales; Bondarzewiaceae. Gene Ontology annotation, biological process: protein folding in endoplasmic reticulum. The coding region runs from base 1 to 807 and encodes 268 amino acids.